CCAUCCCCUCCCAGCAGGCGGCCCGGGCACUGGUUCACUUUUUCCUCCCCACUCCUUCCACUCGCUCACCCCCUUUCCUUCCCCCUUCUCCCCCUCUGUAUAGUCCCACCCCCUCGCCAAUAAAAAGGGCUGGCUCGGCUCUGGCUCCUUGCAGUCGGCGAACUGUCAGGGCGGGAGGAUCCGUGAGCCUGAGCAGCACUCAGCGGCCCGCGCGGCAAAGCAGAAGGCAAGCCUAACAGAGUGCACUGAGUGGCAGUGGCAGCGGUGGCACAGGCAGCCCAGGCAGUCCGGGCAGCCCAAACAGCUUCAGAAACAACCUCUACUACUCCAGCUGCUCCGCGGACUGCGAGCUGUGGCGGUAGAGCCCGCUACAGCAAUCGCAGUCUCCGUGGAGCGGGCGGAAGCCUUUUCUCUCUUUCGUUAACCUCUUCAUUCUACUCAAAAGGCGUCGUUCACUGGGAAAAUCCUUUUGUGAAUAAGGAUUCCACAGAUCACAUGCCAGAGAGGUCUUGCCUCCACUGCUCUCAACUUUGUAUUCUUGUGAAGAAGCUGACAAGCUUGGCUGAUUGCAGAGCACUAUGGCGACUAUACGAAAGUGGGUUUUAAUUCAGAUAUUUCAAGUUUUCUGUGGGUUGAUACAGAGAACCAUCACAAUCGUGCCUGGUAUGGACUUGUUGUCCGGGACGUAUAUAUUUGCGGUCCUGUUAGCAUGCGUCGUGUUUCAGUCUGGCGCCCAGGAGAAAAACUACACCGUCCGAGAAGAAAUGCCAGAAAACGUCCUGAUAGGCGACUUGUUGAAAGACCUCAAUUUGUCGCUAAUUCCCGACAAGUCCUUAACGUCUCCAAUGCAGUUCAAACUCGUGUACAAGACAGGGGAUGUGCCACUGAUUCGUAUUGAAGAGGGUACUGGUGAGAUUUUCACUACUGGCGCUCGUAUUGAUCGUGAAAAAUUAUGUGCUGGUAUCAUGAUGGAUGCCCAUUGCUUUUACGAAGUGGAGGUUGCUGUUUUGCCGGAUGAAAUAUUUAGACUGGUUAAGAUACGUUUUCUGAUAGAAGACAUAAAUGAUAAUGCACCGUUAUUCCCAGCAACGGUUAUCAACAUCUCAAUUCCAGAGAAUUCAGCUAUAAACUCUCGGUAUGCUCUCCCAGCGGCCAUUGAUCCUGACAUAGGAAUAAACGGAGUUCAAAAUUACCAACUAAUUAAGGGUCAAAAUAUUUUUGGGCUUGAUGUCAUAGAGACACCAGAAGGAGACAAGAUGCCACAACUGAUUGUUCAAAAGGAGUUAGAUAGGGAAGAGAAGGAUACCUAUGUAAUGAAAGUAAAGGUUGAAGAUGGUGGCUUUCCUCAACGAUCGAGUACUGCUAUUUUGCAAGUAAGUGUUGCUGAUACAAAUGACAACCGCCCUGUAUUCAAGGAGAAGGAAAUUGAAGUCAGUAUACCAGAAAAUGCUCCUGUAGGUACUUCAGUGACACAACUCCAUGCCACAGAUGCUGACAUAGGUGAAAAUGCCAAGAUUCACUUCUAUUUCAGCAAUCUAGUCUCCAAUAUUGCCAAGAGAUUAUUUCACCUUAACACCACCACUGGACUCAUCACAGUCAAAGAACCCCUGGAUAGAGAAGAAUCACCAAGUCAUAAGUUACUGGUUUUGGCAAGUGAUGGUGGAUCAGUGCCAGCAAGAGCAAUGGUCCUGGUAAAUGUUACAGAUAUCAAUGAUAAUGUCCCAUCAAUUGAUAUAAGAUACAUUAUCAAUCCAACCAAUGGCACUGUGGUUCUUUCAGAAAAUGCUCCACUUAACACCAAAGUUGCUCUCAUUACUGUAAUGGAUAAGGAUGCUGACCAUAAUGGUAGAGUGACAUGCUUCACAGAUCAUGAAGUUCCAUUCAGACUAAGGCCAGUAUUCAGUAAUCAGUUCCUCCUGGAAACUGCUGCAUAUCUUGACUAUGAGUCCACAAGAGAAUAUGCCAUUAAAUUACUGGCCGCAGAUGCUGGCAAACCUCCUUUGAAUCAGUCAUCCAUGCUUCUCGUCAAAGUGAAAGAUGAAAAUGACAAUGCUCCAGUUUUCACCCAGCCCUUCAUAAGUCUUUCUGUUCCUGAGAAUAACUCCCCUGGCACACAGUUGACCAAAAUAAGUGCAACAGAUGCAGACAGUGGACGUAAUGCUGAAAUCAGCUACCUUCUAGGUACUGAUGCCCCAUCUGAAUUCAACCUGGAUCAUCGAACAGGCAUUCUGACUGCAGUGAAAAAAUUAGAUAGAGAAAAACAGGAAAAAUAUUAUUUCACUGUUCUAGCAAAAGAUAAUGGGAUGCCACCAUUAAUGACUAAUGCCACAGUCUUAGUAACCGUCCUUGAUCAGAAUGAUAACAGCCCAAUUUUCACUCACAAUGAGUACAACUUCUAUGUCCCAGAAAACCUUCCAAGACAUGGCACAGUAGGACUAAUCACCGUAACUGAUCCUGAUUAUGGAGAGAAUUCUGCAGUCACUCUCUCCAUUUUAGAUGUGAAUGAUGACUUCACCAUUGACCCACAAACUGGUGUCAUUAGGCCAAAUAUUUCAUUUGAUCGAGAAAAACAAGAAUCUUUCACUUUUUAUGUAAAGGCAGAGGAUGGUGGUAGGGUAUCACGCUCUUCAACUGCAAAAGUAACCAUAAAUGUAGUUGAUGUCAAUGACAACAAACCAGUGUUUGUUGUCCCUCCUUCCAACUAUUCUUAUGAACUGGUUCUCCCAUCCACUAAUCCAGGCACAGUGGUUUUUAAGGUAGUUGCCAUUGACAAUGACACUGGAAUGAAUGCAGAGCUUCGCUACAGCAUUGUAGGAGGAAACACAAAGGGACUGUUUGUAAUUGACCAAACAACUGGCAACAUCACACUGAAGGAGAAAUGUGUGGUUGCAGAUCUUGGUUUACACAGAUUGGUAGUUAAAGCUAAAGACUUAGGACAACCUGAUUCUCUCUUCAAUGUUGUAAUUGUCAAUCUGUUUGUGAAUGAGACAGUGACCAAUGCUACACUCAUUCAUGAAUUGGUGCGCAAAAGCAUCGAAGCACCAGCGACCCAAAAUAUUGAGACAGCUGAUACAUCCUCACCAACCAGUGACUAUGUCAAGAUCAUGGUUGCCAUUGUUGCUGGCACUAUAACUGUUAUACUAGUGAUUUUCAUCACUGCUGUAGUAAGAUGUCGCCAAUCACCACACCUUAAGGCUGCUCAGAAAAACAAGCAGAAUUCUGAAUGGGUUACUCCAAACCCAGAAAACAGGCAGAUGAUAAUGAUGAAGAAAAAGAAGAAGAAGAAGAAGAAGCAUGCCCCUAAGAACUUGCUGCUUAACUUUGUCACUAUUGAAGAAACAAAGGCAGAUGAUGCUGACAAUGAUGGAAACAGUGUCACACUAGACCUUCCCAUUGAACUGGAAGAGCAAACCAUGGGCAAAUACAACUGGGGCACUACGCCUACCACCUUCAAGCCCGAAAGCCCUGAUUUGGCCCGCCACUACAAAUCUGCCUCUCCACAGCCAGCCUUCCAGAUUCAGCCUGAAACACCCCUGAAUUCAAAGCACCACAUCAUCCAGGAACUGCCUCUUGAUAACACUUUCGUGGCCUGUGAUUCCAUCUCCAAGUGUUCCUCCAGCAGUUCUGAUCCCUACAGUGUUUCUGAGUGCAGCUAUCCAGUGACAACCUUCAAGACCCCUGUGUCUGUACACACCAGACCGACUGAUUCCAGGACAUCAACUAUUGAAAUCUGCAGUGAGAUAUAACUUUCUAGCAAUAACAUAAUUCUAUUAAUUUCCCCCCAAAUUUAGUGAUUUGUGAUUUCAAAAUUAGACUAAGACUAUUAAUUUUGUUAUCUGGAUUUCCCAUUAUAACAGCAAGCAAAACAAAACUACCUUAAAAAAUAAUGUCUCAGUAAACCUUACUGGGAACCUGGUAAACACCACAAUGAUUCUGCUUUGCUUUAUUUAGCUGUAAACUGGAAAUUUAAAUUUAAAAUUUAUGGAAGAAACAAUGCAUUACAAUAUCUGAGUUUUAUCAUGCUGUUUUUCUGUUUGCUUGCUCUGAAUGUCAACAACUGUGAUAUAAUAUAAUUCUGUCUUGGUGUACACACUGAUGGAUAAUGUAUUAGUCAUGAAACAUGAAAUUACUUGCUCUGAUUGCAGAAAAGUUUAAAUACCUCCAGGAGUUUGGGAGUGAUGGUGAACACUCCAAGCUACCCUCUGAAAGGUGUCCAGGGCAAGAGAUUAUUUUAAGACCAGCAAAGAAACCAACAAAAUCAGAAAACUUUUAGUAGAAUGUUUUCAAAAUAUACACUAAUAUAAUAUGUUUUUUCUAAUAAAACCAUUUUAUUUACCUACCACUCUGCUUAAAAGUUGGAUAAUAAAAAAUAAACUUUUGGGGUUUUCCUAUUGAUUAUAAUUACACAGCUCCACUACUUUAACCAUUAAACAGAUUAUUUUUGUUAUCAUCAUGUUUCCUUUUCCUACAAAUAUUUUAAAAGAAAGAAGUCCUUGAUAUUUUCUCUAUUGAAAGGAGUAUGUAAGGGGCUGAGGAUGUGGCUCAAGCGGUAGCGCACUCGCCUGGCAUGCAUGCGGCCCAGGUUCGAUCCUCAGCACCACAUACAAACAAAGAUGUUGUGUCCGCCAAAUAUUAAAUAAUAAGUAUUAAAAUUCUCUCUCUCUCCCUCUCUCUCACUCUUUCUUUUAAAAAAGAAAGGAGAAUGUAAGGUUCUUUAUACUCCCUGGUAUUUGGGGGAAAUGCAUUGAUAUUUCUUGUAUUAUGAAGCAUAACUACAGUCAUCUGAGUGUAGAAACAAACAUGAGAUUAGGUAUUUCAAAAGUGAUUAUAUCUUAAUUUUGAAACUACCUAGCAAAAAAUAAGGCACUAGAGUGACAUUAGAUUUUUACUUUUCUGACAUGAAAAUAUUGAAUAAGUAACAUUGCUUUGAGUAAUUUGCUUGAUAAAAUUCACUCACUUUAUACAGUAUUUCAGUUAACUCAUUUCCUACAUAAAUUAAUAAAUGCCUCAAUUUGGGUAUACAUUAUAUGUUAUUGAAGAAUGACGUGCUUCAAUUUUAUGCUAUGUUCCUUAAAUUGCUUUUGACUUACUAACAUUACUAACAUUUUUUUUUAAAAAAAAACUUCUUAGUACAUAAAGGGAGUAUAAAGGGCUCUUAUAAUGAUGACAUAAUAUGCUUCCUGAAUUUUCAUUCAAAUUCUCAAUUACGUAUCAUUUCUCCUUGAAAAAUAUGAGGAGGAUAUGUUCUGUUAUGUAUGUAUAGUAAAAAUAGUGUAUUAUUUUAAGUGUUCUGCAAUGUAAAGAUAUUUAGAAGACAUUAAUGCUCUAUUUAGCAUUUCAAAUUGUAUAAUUCUUGGAUAUGUGAUGUAUAGGUAAUAUUCUAAACAAGUUUCUGCUAAAUUUUAUGUUCCCAUUGACUUGAUACAGAAUCUUCUGUACCUCCAAUGACAUCAAAUUUAUUGAACAUAUUUUUUUUCUAUUUGGCUGUUUAAACAUUAUGUUAUUUAUUAAAACAAGUUUGAGUAUAACUAGUUAUGGUAAUAAGAAAUGUCAUGUAAGGUGCAGUAUUAUAUUAAAUGCUAUAAACAACUGAUGUAGAAAAAUACUUACUAUUAAAACUUACUCUUGUACAACUUCCUCACAUAGAAUAACUUUAUAGUGCUACCCCAUUCCUUCUAGAUAAAUAUUUCAGUUUAAUUCAAAUCAUUCUGAGAAAUGUAAAAAAUUGACCCAACUUAGUAUAUUCCUAAUAUCAGUGCACUGCAGAUACUAAGAUAUACGGGUAGUGAGAGUGUCUAAAAUCCAUAUCUCAAUUUAAUUGUAAAUAACCUGAUGAAGCCCAAGAACAGGCCUCCCAUAAUAUCCUACCAUGGCUUCAUGACCAUUUAUGUAUGCACUUAUUAAAUAAAUGCAUUUUAAAUGCAUGUGUCAUGACUAUCCUGGUCUCUUCUUUUCUACACACUCUGUGGGUUAAGGAAGAGUAUCUCAUUUUUUCCUACUUUGGUGACCAUUCCUUUAUGACCACAAUGAGAAUAACUCCUAAUUGUUUCUUUGUAUGUGUAAAGGUGAAAAUAUAUUGAAAUUGUUAUGUGCAGUUUUUAAAAACCUCUCUUAAUGGUUUUAUGAGUGUUGUCUUUGCAGAUGAUGAAAAUAAAAAAUUUAUUUUAAAAAUUUAUUUAUGACUGCAUCUCACAGAAUGCAGCUUCUGUGAGAAAAGAUCUUCUAAAAUUAUUUCCUUCCAGAUCUUUGUUAUAAAAUAUUUACUCAUAUAAGCCAAUGAUAAUUGACAUUUACCAGUAUUUAAAAUUGAAUCAUAUAUGGAAAUUGAUACAACUUAUGACUAUGAACUAUCCUUGAUCUAUCCUUUCCUUGUGUCUGAGGGAAUAUUUACAUCUGAGAACAAUAUGGAAGGCAUUGAAACAGUUUUCUACAAAAGAUAAAUAGGAAAAAACACAUAUCUCCACACUUAGUUUCAUCUUAGCAUUUGAUUUGGUGGUAUAUUCAACUGAAUUGUCAUAAUUAUUACAUGUCUGCCAUACACUGUCUCAGAUAUUUUCCAGUCUUUGUGUUGAAGUUAAUGGAUUUGUGUAAUAUUCUCAGUUUAAGUGUCCUUGAAAGUCUCUCUGGUUCUUAUUUUAGUCAACAAAUAAAGAAUAGCAAAUCUAAGACUCAUCUUCAUAAAUAUAUAAAAGUAACUUUUAGUGAACCUGUUCUACUGAAUCAUAAGUAUGCUAUUUAAUUAGUAAGCUACAAUGUACUGUGAAAAUUUACAAUUCAUAACUUGAAAAUAGUGAAAUACUUUGCCUUAUUUUAGUUUAAAUAAAAAUAUUUUCUAAAACUAAGAUAUUUAAGCCAUUUUAUUUCUGAAAUUAUUGUAUUCAGGGAUAGAUGUCUAAAAUUUCUAAAACAAUUUAAAUUCAGUACAUUAAUCUUUAUAUGUCUUCUAUUUUCUGUUGGCACUCAUCCACAUUUAUCAUUAAAAAUGCAUAAAACUGGGCUGGAAUUGUGGCUCAGUGGCAGAGUGUGUGCCUAGCAUGUAUGAAGCACUGGGUUCAAUUUUCAGCACCAUGUAUCAAUAAAUAAAAUAAAUAUCCAUUGACAACUAAAAAAAUAUUAAAAAAUGCAUAAAACAGAUUAAUUUUUAAAAAGAUGAUUUUAAAUUCACUAUUUUGGAUAAUAUUUACUAAGGUUUUAAUUUCAAUACAAAAUACUACUGCCUCAUUUUACUAACCUCUUGCACUUUUCACUAUUUAACUAGGUUUUAUACUAAUGUGCCUUGUAGAUGUGAAACCUGAUCUCAAUCAAAAUAAUACAGGACAAUCAGAUCCUAAGAAAUCUUUUAUGAACUAAGCCACACUUCAUAAAUGCUUACAUAGGUGCUCUUGUACAAUAUACAUAUUUUUUAAAGAUUUUGUGAAGCUUAGUUUUUUUUUUGCUUAAAUACUUUGCUUUAGAUUUAGUUUUCUAGUAUAGUCAAAGGUGCUAUGAUAACAUAGAAUUGUGUGCUAUAUAUAAUUAGUGGAUUUUUUAAAAAGAACUAAUGUGCAAUUUGUUUUUUUCAUGCAUUAUGGGUGUUCAUACAUGACAUCCAUGGUUAAUGUGAUAUUUAGAAAAAGAAGUAGGCUUUUUAAAUUCUAGAGUAGCCAUAGGCUUUCAUUCUUUUAUUGCACAUGUAAUACAUACUUGUCAUAUAAAUUUUUAAAAAAUGUUGUUAGAUUAUAGAUGAAUUUUCAUUUUUUUAAUUUCUAACUAUAUCAGUAAGUUCUUUGUAAUUUAUUUAGUCAUUUGGUUUGAAAACUCUUUAACUUUUGAAAGUGGUACAUUUUAUGUUUACAGAAUUAUUCUUCAACUUUUGGAAUUGGUGCAUUUUAAGUUUACAGAAUUAUUUGUUUUAUAUUAUAAAUUAUACAGGAUUUUUACAUAAUUUAAAGAUUUAUUUAUUUAUUAUGAAUUUUGUUUAUUUUUAUAGAUGUGUAAUUGAGUAAAUACAUGUAAUAGCAGUUGUUUAGUUGAUGGUAUAGUACACAGGCAUUCUACAAAUCUCUCCAUACAUAUGAGACUAACCUCUUUUCAGUGAAAACAUCACGUUUUCAUGAGAAAGCACUUUUUUUUGGUUAAAAAAUAGCAUCUACAUUUCCACUAAAAGUUCCCUUAGCAUUAACAACCAAUUGAUUUAUUUCAAGAAUUCUCAUAACCAACUCUUACCUCUUGUGUAUUCUAUAUAUUCUCAAUUAAAAUAGUUUUAGCUGUUCCUUUUAAAGUGUAUAAUUAUAUUAAAUUAUCCACAAUACACUGAUACUGUGCAAUUAGGAAUAAAACUUUUUGACAAGUAAAACAAUCACAUUUAUUUAGAUUUAAUAUAUUUAAAUUGAUAUAACAAAAAUGAAGUAUUUCAAUUGUUUUUCUAGAAAUAUUUUCACGUUUCUCCCUUAUUAUGGAGCCUUAUAUUUGUUAAUUAUUCAUUGAUUUACUUCAUAAGAUGUUAUUGUUUUUGAAAUGCAGUUGACUUUUAAAAGCAUCUCACUCUUUUUCUCUUAAAACUUGGCAAAACCAAUGCACAACAAAAUAAUGUUUUCAUUAGAUACUCAGAGAAAAUUUUAAAUAAUACUGCUUUUACUUGAUGGUAGUUAAAAGGAAACAAAUCUCAAAUUCUGAUGAAAAAUAUUAUUUACAAAAUUUAUACAAUAAACUUUAAUAUUUACUUACUUGUUUAAAUCUGUGUCUGAUCUAACCUCAAUUACAAAAUUGAUAGAGAUCAUCAUUUCAAUAAUAUAAUUGAAAAGAAUUGACUGAUUGAUUCCCUUACACAAAAAUAUUUCCAGAAAAUCAAACAUGCUGCUCAAAGACAUAUUCAGGGUCACAACCUUGAAGUAAUUAAAGUUUUAAAAUAAUUUUGACCUGCUCUUUUGUCAUGUAAACACAAACAUAAUCUCAUAUUCAAAGGUGGAACAAACAUACAAAAAUGGAAUUUCAUGGAUUCUGGAAAACUACUUUAUGAGCUCCUAAAUAAGAGACUAUAUUUCAUUAUUUAUAUACAUUUGAUCAUUUUCUCAUUCAAAAUUAUGUACUAUUAACAUUCUUUGAAAAACAAUUGAGAACCUCAUUUGUGAUGUUCAGAUUAAAUAAUUAUGAUUUUUUAACACAAAUUCAGUUAUUUAAGAGAAGGUGCUGAGUUCUCCUCCAGGUAACUAUCAUGUUUCUACAUGAUACCAAAAUAUCUGGAUGCAAAAUAUAAUUUUCACUCUGCCUGGGAUAUAUUGUCAACUCAAGAAAUUGUUUAAGUUCAUAAUGAUACAGACCUUAAUACUGCAGAACUAUAUUUUAAUAGUUUUAUUUUACAUAGAAUAGUUUGAUAUAAUUAUUUCCAAAUAUAGAAUAAUUGAUAAUAUUUUAAAAGAAAGUUUCAAAUGGUACUACAAUUCCACUUUACAUGUAUAAAUAUUUGUUGUUUAUAAGGCCAUAUACACAUUUAUUUCAAAAUUUACACAAAUUAUGGAAAUGAUAAGGAAUAUAAUAUUAAAUCUUCCUUGGCUGGAGAAUUGAAAGAUAACAACAUCAAGCCCAUGUUUAUAAAUUGAUAUAUUUGAUUGUGGCUCUUUAGGUAAAAUUUGUUUUAAUAUGCUAAGUAGUUUCUAAUACAAUGGGAUCAAAAAGGGUUAGUACCUAUAUAAGCAUACAUUUGCAUGUUUAUUUGUGUUUAUAAAGUUUCUAACAGGAAAAAGUGAUAUAAACUUUAACCUAAAAACAUUUUGUUCAAAUAUCAUGCAUCUACAUUCACAGUGCUACUGGCUCCUUUAAACUGUUGUGCCUCACUCCCAGAGUACAAUCAUCCUGUAUUCUUCAUAUGAUCCUAUUUACUCUCUCUGUGUCAUUUAGUAAAAAUUUCUGUCAUACUCAAUGCAUUAUAAAUAUGUGCUCAUGUGUUUUAUUCCUUUCAAUUAAGAUAUUUGGCUUUAAUAUAUAAGCUGUAUUUAAUAAAAUUUUUCUGUUUUCAGAAUGAUCUAAAAUCCUCUAAUAUUAGAAUAUAUAUGAAAAAAAAGAUCAAUCUGCUUUUUUUUUUACUUAAAUUUUCAAGUUCUGCUUUUGCACAAAACAAAGAAAAAUUUGCAUUGUUGAUAUGUAACUUUUUCUCAGUUGUUAUGGCCAAAACAUAAAGAUAAAUGUCUAUUAACACUGCCACCUUUAUUUUUCAUUAACACUUUAAUUUUAUACCUAUGAAAAGCAAAAGAGUCAAGUGGAUCUCUGUUCAUGCGCUGUACAAUGUCAGAUUGGCAGUUUCAUGCAUCUACAAUUUUAUUGGUUUAAUUUAUGUUUUCAUAAAGGGGUUUUGAUAUGGAUUUACCAUCAUCCUCUAUAUCCAUAUAUGUUUGUCUAUGUCUUUUAAAACACUCAUUUUUGUGAUUAUCUAAGUGUGGACUAUGGGUUGACAUACAUCAAAGGAAUAUUUAUGAGGAUAGGUCCAGAUUUCAGAUUGGGCAAUGCAUACAAUUCAAUGUAAUUUCUGUGUUUGAACAGUUAGAUCUAAAAAUGGCAGCUGAAGAAAAAUUAUGUAUGUUAAAAUUGUGAAAAUUUAAUAUACAUGAGGAUUCAUAAUGUUUUUAAAUUUUUCUUUUUGCUUUGUACUUUGUAGCUAUAAUUAAAAAGUAAACAGGUUUUGUAUGAAUAUGUUAGAAUUAAUAUUAUAGAGCAUAUUUCAACUGGAAUAUGUGUAGUUACUAACACCUGAUUGUAUUUGAUGUACUUUCAGUGCAUAAAGUGUGUGUAAUCUGUAUUAAGUGAAAUAUCUAUAAAUAAAGUUGUUUCUGCAUUGCAA
Molecule: messenger RNA, 10813 nt
Organism: Ictidomys tridecemlineatus (thirteen-lined ground squirrel)
Lineage: Eukaryota; Metazoa; Chordata; Mammalia; Rodentia; Sciuridae
Source: RefSeq, a predicted model, not a curated record